UAUGUCUAGACACUCGCUGCGAAUUGCUUGAGGAAAGUACACACGUUGAGCUAUUCUUGAGUGAACCAGCGCCGCGUCAACACCGAUCGUCCGGAUGGUUUAAGCGGCCAUUGUUUUUGUGCGGUUUUUUCUUGUUUCGCAUCACACAUACAAGUGAACUGACAUUUUCCCAUCUUACGCAUACAUAACAACAUACAUAUAUGUGUGUCUACUGCGACGUCGUACGAAGCGGAUAAGCAAACAUUUGUUAUUUUCAUUCUAUCCAUCCAUUUCAGUGAUUCGGUUAGCUGUGAACUUUUCAGAGUCCCACAAUCCCGUCGCGUCGCACUGAUUUGAGCGUAUAUACAUAUAUAAGUGUGAACCCCGAGUUCGGUUUUGGUCAUGAGAGUGUGUGUGCGCCCCUCAAAAUCUGUGUGCAUGUGUCCCAGCCAAGUGUUCGUGUAGGAAUGCAUAGGUGUCUGUGUAAGUCUCUUGGUGACGACGAUGUGAUGUGAUUAACAAAGUGAAAAGUGCAAAUUUAAAUAUAAAAGAAAAAAAAAUAUUUUACGAUUAACGAAUAAAUAUAAAUUUUGUUAUUUUCGAAGAGAAAUCGUUAAAACUUGCACCACACACAUACAUACAUAUGUAAAUCAAAUAAGAUAAAGAAAUUCCAUAAAUUGUUUUAAUCAGCGAAAAAGAGAAGAAAAAAAAAAACGAAAAAGCUUAAAACGCAUCCACAAAAACAACAACAUUAUGGUGAAGAAAUUCCCAAAUUCCUUUGCGCCGUUUGUAUUUUGCAAUUUCUUUGUUUGGCUGGGACUUGUAAAAAAUAAUUAUACUUAAAUGGAAAAAUUGUAAUUACGUUUCAAAACGUUUUGUAAGAAAUCAAAAAUCAAAAGAUAAAGAACGCUCAGAAUAGAAAAGUAAACUAAAAAAUUAAAAAAAGAUUAGUCUCUAAAAUCUGGUACGAAAUACACGCACAGAACAACCAACACCUUGGCAAAAGUCGAAAGGUACACCAUUAAAAUAAUAACAACAAAAGCAACGGCAAUAAUAGAAACGACGACGACAGCAGUGAACACAUAACGACGCAGAUUAAAAGAAUUCCAAAGAAAAAAAGAGUUUCUCGAAGAAACCUAGAAAUUCUACAACAUAAAAACCAGAAAUUCAACCUUUUUGCCAAACGAAUAAACAAAAACAACAACAGAAGAGUGGCAGCGCAACAACAACACCAGCUUACUAACACCACAUAAACAAAGACGAUAGAACGGCCACAUAGAAUACCAAGUAGACGCUAAGAAAUCGUUCGGCUGGUCGAUCGGUCGGUCGGUUUGUUUGUUUUUUUUUUUUUUUUUCUCUUGUGAUUGAGUUCCGUCAUACGGCCUCUUUGUCGCCUUGACGUACCGUCGCGCCUUCUGUCAACGCAUACCGUCUUGUCACAUUUUUAAGCCAACGACUAAGACAACGUUGUUUCAUUGUGCGCUCAGUUCAUUUCUAAGCCGACCGCCGUUCUUGUAUUUAUUCCUCACAUUUUUCGUCGUCUGUGUUCACACACACACAAACACAUAUCUUUUAAUUGAUCACUGGUAGUGGUGGUGCUGGUUUACAACGACAUUUCAUUGAAAACGUGUUCUCAAGGAAGUGAAUUAGCACCAGCAGCGUGCUUCUACGGAAUUAGAGUGUACCCCACUCACCACUCACCGCAAAAGGCUUUCUUGCUUUCCCAAGUGGUAAAAGUCUAUAUUUGCACAAAAUGGGUGAUUCCACACCAAUUUGCCGCUGCCGAGUUCUCUAUUUGGGCAGUGCUGUUCCACGCCAAAGCAAAGACGGUCUGCAAGGCAUACAAGAGCCUCUGCGCAGUCUCUAUCCCUCGGAGGGGGCAGUUGGUGCCAAAGGCAUUGAUUCAUGGCUCAGUGUCUGGUCCAAUGGCAUUCUCUUGGAGAAUGUGGACGAAAACCUUAAGGAAAUAACUCGUUUCUUUCCAAUCGAGUCUCUACACUAUUGCGCUGCUGUUCGCCAGGUCCUUAUACCCGAACGGGGCAAUUCAAAUCCAGAACCGAAAUUUCUUCCACUCGAUUCGCCAUUUGCGCGCAUGCCGCGUGCACAACAUCCACCUAUUUUUGCAGCCAUUUUACGUCGCACCACUGGCAUCAAAGUCCUCGAAUGCCAUGUGUUCAUUUGCAAACGCGAGGCAGCCGCCAAUGCUCUAGUCAGAUGCUGUUUUCAUGCAUAUGCAGACAACUCUUAUGCCCGCCAGCUGGAAACGGGCAGCACUGGUGGCGGUGCUGGCAGCAGUGUUUAUGGAACUCUUAAAAGUAACAUGGUAUCCAGCAAAUCCAAUGGUGACCUUACAAGUGUGGGCCUCUCCAACGGCAAUCACCAUCAUCAUGUGACGCCCUCGUCUGCUAGCCAUGCAGGCUGGCGUUCGCGAGCAGGCAGCAUUACCACCCUGAAUAGUGUUGGACGGCAAUCAAAUGGCCAUCUCAUGAAUGGUGCGGAUAGUACCAGCAGUGCUGCUGAGGGCUAUACAUCUGUAAAAAAUUUUUAUGGCAGCAGUGCUGAUUUGAAUGUCGGAAUUGAUGAUGGCGAUGCCUCAUUGUACAAUGGCGAUGCAAAUCACAAAGUUUGGAGUGGUUCACAAGAUCAAUUGGACAGCAUUGUCAUGGAGAGCCCAUACGAUGUUUACCCCGGCAACACCUCCACGUUGGGACGACCAGCACGAAUGAGACAAAUGAGCCAUCCAAUCGAUGUUCCUCCACCGCCAAUGAAAGAGGAGAAUAGCAAAAAGAAAAAGGAUAAGAAAUCCUCAAAAUCAUCGAGUAGCCAAAGUCUGUCCGGCACGCUGAUUCGACCAAGACCCAUCCACCCAGCUGUAAUGCAGAGGCAGGGCAUGCCUAUGCAUGGACCAGGUGGAAAUAUGAUUUAUGGUCCAAUGCCAGGACCGCCACCACAUGCAAUGGGUAGAAACUACCAUACAAUUAGUCAUCGAGGUUUUCCUCCGGGACCACCUCCACAUCACCCAGGCAUGCCACCUCAGAUGAUGCACCAUCCGCCGCCGCAUAUGGGACUACCGAUGCAAGUUCCCGUAAUGGUACCCCAACAGUACGCCACACUGCAACCAUCCACGAGUACAAAAAAGAAGAAAAAGGAUAAAAAGAACACGGGCAUACCAGUGGGCAUGCCCAUAGUGCCACCCAUGUAUGCCUAUCACCAUGCUCAAGCAAUGGCGGGACCUGCUCCUCCACCCCCACCACAGAGUGUACUGGCCCAGUCUCUCAUAGGCGAGCCUCGGCCAUUGUCAGUGUCAAGUCGAAAAUUGGCAGCUUCAAUGGGUAAUGGGCUUGAUGACUCUGGUAAUUCGGGUGCUGAGUCGCCAGGUGGCACUGGAAUUUAUCGACGUAAAGGUCAUCUGAACGAGCGUGCCUUCAGUUAUUCCAUACGCCAGGAACAUCGCAGCCGUAGUCACGGUUCCCUAGCUAGUCUUCAGUUCAAUCCCCCUGAUAUGAAAAAAGAACGAGAAAUCGCUCAAAUGGUUGCAGGCUUGGACUUAAAUGAUGGUCCACACGAAGACCCACGUAACAUGGGUCCAUCCACUCUGCAGCGCAAACAGAACGCAAUGAUGAACGGUAAUGGGGCCAUUUAUGGCAACGGCGGUGGAGCUGCCAUUUAUGGCAAUGGGGGAAGCGCGGCCAUAUACGGCAAUGGUCCAUCUAGCAGUUUCGGAAAACCCCGGAGAUAAGACCUACAGCUACAAAAGCCUGUACUCUUUCGUAAAUGGUAUAUCCAUCAAAGGGGGAAUGAGCAAAGAAAGGAAGGCGUUUAACCACAACAAAGCAGUCAUAAUGUUACACAAACCGGAAGUUGUACGUAAACAGCAGCUCUUACCAAGACUUUCGGUUCGAAGGAAGCUUCCGGCGCCAUUCAAAGAAGCCACCAGCAGCUCCAUGCAUCACUUUCUCCCUUACAUAUAAGAAAGCUUAUUUUAUUAUUUCCAACUCUUAUUGUUAUCUAGGUUUAUCAUAAAAGUAGUCGUCGUCAUAUGUAGCUCUUGUUAGAAGAUCACAUUUUAUUUUACCAACAUUAACACAAAAACAAACACUACUGUUAUAUAUAUAAUGUAAAAUUUUUGUUUAAUUAAAAUCACAACGAAGAAGUCGAACAAAACAGUUAAAACCCAAAAAUAGUGAAAACGAGGCAAAGCGAUGCUGGUCAAUAGAAUUGCCUAGGUCCAUUCCCCAGGACAUCUAGCACCCACAUGGUGUUUCCUGCCUAUCAUAUGAUAACAAUUCUUCAUAUGCCUUAACCCUUUUCGAUAUAAACACCCACACUACUCGCUCCCAUCGUUGGAGACUAAAAAUUCAAUCAAAAUUCAGAAAUCGUAUGUGCCUUAUUAGGUUUAUUUUUAAGCGGUCGGAUCGAUUUCUCGAUAAUGCCUUCGAGAAAGUAAGAAUCAUUGCAGUGUGUCCGUUGUUUCAUCGGCGCGACGGAUAGAGGCGAUUCAAUUGCACAACAUUGAGUCGUUCUUGUAUCUGUGCUUGUAUAGAAUGUAUUUACGAGGAGUAUCUAAAUCUAGUUCUACUAAGAAGUAGCGGUAGUAGUAGUAGUUGGUCGUUAUAGCGGUAGUUGUAUGUCACGCAGAAUAGCCUGCACCUGUAACGGUGACGAAGGAUCACUAAACGCUGAAUACUGAUUUUUAUCCAUAUUAGAUACAAUUAUUUUUUUAGCUUUAAUUAAUUUGUACGUAUUGCUUUAUGUAUGUACGGUAUGCACAAUCAAACAUCAAUCAAUCCAUCGAUCAACCAAUGUAAAAUUAAUGUUGAUUGUAUUAUUUAUAUAAAUAUGUAUUUGCCUAAUAAUAAAAAAAAAGAAAAAACAUAUAAUUUUUACCAUCUACAUUUUAAAACAGACUAUGU
This is a messenger RNA of Stomoxys calcitrans (stable fly), 4892 nucleotides long. RefSeq names its product rho GTPase-activating protein 17. The transcript has 2 exons. Lineage: Eukaryota; Metazoa; Arthropoda; Insecta; Diptera; Muscidae. The coding region runs from base 1733 to 3718 and encodes 661 amino acids. The record is from RefSeq and is a predicted model, not a curated record.